AGUAAAGGCUCAACUUUCGUGUCAAGUUAAACCCAAGUUUUGUUUCUCCUGCCACCUGUUAGUCCCAUAAAAUAGCAAAACCAGUACAGUCAAAUCCACUAUAAACAUCCAUGGUCAAAUUAACACAGCAAUUGCAUGUUCCUAUCCCAAAAAAAAAAAAACCCUAAAAGGCGCAAAAGGCAAAGAACAAAAGUGAAAAAGGCAAAAGGAAAAAGGAAAUGCCAAGCAGUAAUGACGAUGAGGAGGAAAUCACAAAUAUGGAGGAAGGUGAAACUAAACCCUCAAAAGGAUCUGGUUUUUGUGGUUCUUCUUCCACAGUUCCAAUCAUACAGAAGGUAAUUGCGGAGGCAAUAGGGACAUACUUAGUGGUAUUUGCAGGGUGUUGUUCAGUGGUUUUGAAUGUGCUAGAUGGGAGAGUGACGUUUCCUGGGGUGUGUGUCGUUUGGGGUUUAGCAGUGAUGAUCAUGGUUUACGCGGUGGGGCACAUCUCCGGCGGCCACUUUAAUCCGGCAGUGACCGUCACGUUCAGCAUCUUCCGGCAGUUUCCUUUGAGACAGGUGCCACUGUAUAUAAUAGCGCAGGUGGUGGGAUCAAUACUAGCGAGUGGGACAUUGUACAUGCUGUUCGAGGUAGACGACGAGUCGUAUUUUGGGACGUUGCCGUCAGGAUCAAAUGUUCAGUCACUGGUGAUGGAGAUCAUCACUUCUUUCUUGUUGAUGUUCGUUGUUUCUGCUGUUGCAACUGAUACGAGAGCUAUUGGAGAACUGGCAGGAAUUGCAGUCGGCAUGACGAUUGCUGUGGAUGUCUUCAUUGCUGGGCCAGUGUCUGGAGCAUCAAUGAACCCAGCAAGAAGUAUUGGGCCAGCAAUAAUAAUGAACAUUUAUGAUUCCAUUUGGGUGUAUGUAGCUGGCCCCUUCAUUGGCGCCAUUGUUGGCGCCUUUGCCUACAGCCUCAUUAGAUUCACUGAUAAGCCUCUCCGAGAAAUCAGCAAAGCUCCUGGUUCCAUGUUUAAAUGCGUCUCCACUCGCUUGUAAUAAAUCUUUUCUCAUCUUAAUCCGUCAUUACAUGAAUCUUUCCGACUUAAUUUAGAUGUAGUAGCCGUGAAAUCCGUACAAACAUAAGUGGGUUUCUCUUUUAAUUUCAUAGAGUUUCAUCUUAUUUAUUUGUCAU
This is a messenger RNA of Prosopis cineraria, 1170 nucleotides long. Its product is annotated as probable aquaporin NIP-type. Gene Ontology annotation, biological process: transmembrane transport. Bases 219 to 1034 code for a protein of 271 amino acids. Gene Ontology annotation, molecular function: channel activity. Lineage: Eukaryota; Viridiplantae; Streptophyta; Magnoliopsida; Fabales; Fabaceae. The record is from RefSeq and is a predicted model, not a curated record. Gene Ontology annotation, cellular component: membrane. The transcript has 4 exons.